GUGGCCAUGGCUACAGGGCAGGUGCUGUUCCAGCGUUUCUUUUAUACAAAAUCAUUUGUGAAGCAUUACAUGCAGCAUGUGUCGAUGGCCUGUCUUCAUUUGGCUUCCAAAAUUGAAGAAGCCCCACGGCGCAUAAGAGACGUGAUCAAUGUAUUCCACAGACUUCGGUUGCUGAGAGAGAAGAAGAAACCUGUCCCCCUAAUACUGGAUCAAGAAUACGUUAACUUGAAGAACCAAAUUAUCAAGGCGGAGAGGAGAGUUUUGAAAGAACUUGGAUUUUGCGUGCACGUGAAGCAUCCUCACAAGAUAAUCGUUAUGUACCUUCAGGUAUUAGAAUGUGAACGUAACCAGCACCUGGUCCAGACCUCAUGGAAUUACAUGAACGACAGCCUGCGAACAGAUGUUUUUAUGAGAUACCAUCCGGAGACGAUCGCUUGUGCCUGCAUUUACCUUGCUGCUCGGACACUUCAGAUUCCUCUUCCAAACCGCCCUCACUGGUUUCUUCUCUUUGGAGCUACCGAGGAGGAAAUUCAAGAGGUCUGCCUAAAAAUCUUAAAACUCUACACAGUGAAGAAGAUUGACCUGGCCGUUCUGGAAAGCCGCGUAGAGCAGCGGAGGCUGGCCAUGGAAGAGGAAAAAGCCCAGGCCAAAGGCCUAGUGCCAGACGGAACGCCCCAUCUGGCCGUGUCUGGUUUUUCUCCAAUCCCCAAGCCCGAAUCGCCAAAAGACACCAAAGGCAGCAUUAAGCCUUCCCCGCUGCCUGUGCAGGCAGUCAAAAAUGCCAAGAGGAAGACCGAAGGGAUGAAGAGAUUGAGGUCCAAAAGUCCAAUUAAUGGCGUUCAGAAAGGCCGCGAGAGCAGGAGCCGCAGUAGAAGCAGAGAGCAGAGCUAUUCCCGAUCCACGUCGCACUCCCCUUCUCCCAAAAAGAGGAAAAGCGAAAGCUAUUCCACCUCCAGCUGCUCCAAGUCGCACAGCCGUUCGAGGAGCCGCAGCGAUUCGCCUCCCCACCAGUUCGGCCACACCGCCUCCACUUACCAAAGCUCCAAGAUGCGCAACUACAAGAAGGACAAGGGAUACAAGUACGGCUCUCCCAAAGCCCGGCGGUCUCGCAGCCGCAGCUCCUCGAGAUCCCGCAGCCGUUCGCGGGAACGCUCCGAGCACACCGGCAAGUACCGGAAGAAGAGCCACUACUGCAGGGAUCAAAGGCCCGAGCGGCACCACCCGUAUGACAGGCCGAGCCAUCGCUAUGACAGAGACCACCCCGGCCACAGCCGGCACCGGAGAUGAAGUCAGACAACACAGCCAAAGCUCCCCCCCUCCCCUCCGGCCUCAGCUACUUAGCCCUCUUUUGCCUAAGGCUGGACUAUGGAGCCUUAACAAACUUCUUGACUACUAGUUAAGGGCACGGACCCUACACAGGCAAAUUAGGAUUGACAGGGGGCCCCCUUUGGCUUUUUACCCCCUCCUCUCUUGAUAUAGGGCUGUUGCUUGUCUGCUGGAUUUUGUGUCUGCUUCCUGCUGGUGUGAUGUCCCUUUGAACUGUCAAAAAGCAGGACUGUAGCCUGCAUCGGAUUCUGUGGAGGAAAACCUCAGGACACUGUUCAGAGGGUUGGGAUUCCCCCUGCUCCCUCCCCAAUUUUUAUAAAAAAAUAUUUCUCACACGCCCACAGGAUCUUGGGAAGUCACCCCAACAACAUUUUGUUUGGUGCUAACAGCAUUUUUCUUUCUCUCCGUUUUCUCUUUUUUUUUUCUUACCGUGAACCUGUUUGCAUUAUUACAGAAAAAGGUGAUUUCCAGAUUCUUUAAAAAAAAUCUAGUGCCUAUAUUAGGCAGUUGCGGAGAGAAGGAAUACCUGAUGCUGAAAUGGGAAGGAUGGGGGAAAAGCUUUAACCCUUUUCAAAGUGCAAAUGUGUUUCAAGUAAUGUUUGGAACUUGGGAACCCGCAUCCUGAGAAUGCAAAUGUUUACGUUCCUUAACUGGAGGUUCUUUUUCCCCACAGGCCUACUUCUUCUUUUUAUUAUUAUUAUUAUUAUUUUUUAUCCCCAGCAGAAAGAACUAUGGAAUAGUAUUUAAAUUCCACGUGUUGAAAGUGGGUUUUUUUUAAAAAGAAGGAAACAAAAAUCCUGGUGCUGGCCACCAAUUUUCCAAGCUGCGGAUGAUUUCAUAGAGCUUAACCUUUUACGUGGUUUAGUUAAUAAUAAAAUUUACUCAGGAUCUUUUCAAAAAGUCUGAAAGAAAUGAUUGUUUUUGUCUGUUCUUAGCUUGCUGAAGAAAAAGGUGUUUAUAUUAAGAGAGAAAUGUGUGCAGCACAAGAAUAUCCGUUUUAGUGGUAUAUCUGAGCUGUCUUCCUGUUCCUUAAUUUCAUUAAAGUAUUUGAUUUUGUAUUUAAA
Thamnophis sirtalis is the source of this 2390-nucleotide messenger RNA. Lineage: Eukaryota; Metazoa; Chordata; Lepidosauria; Squamata; Natricidae. The record is from RefSeq and is a predicted model, not a curated record.